Messenger RNA from Penicillium alfredii, 1353 nucleotides. RefSeq lists its product as uncharacterized. The coding region runs from base 1 to 1353 and encodes 450 amino acids. NCBI's taxonomy places the organism in Eukaryota, Fungi, Ascomycota, Eurotiomycetes, Eurotiales, Aspergillaceae. Gene Ontology annotation, molecular function: DNA-directed DNA polymerase activity. The record is from RefSeq and is a predicted model, not a curated record. The transcript has 8 exons. Gene Ontology annotation, biological process: nucleotide-excision repair, DNA gap filling; DNA strand elongation involved in DNA replication; DNA replication. Gene Ontology annotation, cellular component: nucleus; delta DNA polymerase complex.
AUGGAUGGCAAGCUAUUCCUGGCAGAGCAGGUGCUCAAUGACCGGCGCACGGUCACCUAUCGCUCGUUGAGCUGCGCGCUCAAGGUCCACGCCAGUCGAGCCAAGCAGAUGCUCUUCGAAUUCCACCAUAAUGAAAACGCAAAGAAGCCUCAGAGCGUUCACGCCACCUACGUUAUUUCGGGGAUCCAGAAACCACCCGAGCCUGCUCCCAUCAAUGGCCCUACCGACGACGACGAUGAGAUCAUGCAGAGCAGUUCCUAUCUACCCAGCUCGAUGCCGAACCAGGAUGCGGCAUCUGACUCGGUGCACAUCGCGUCUAUCGUGCUCGCGCGCGAGGAGGAUCUCGAAGGUAUUGUUUACCUUGGUUCUCACCGCUAUGGCCCGCUGACCCCGGGUCUCCAAGCGACUGCGCUCCAGGACUUGAAUGUGCUCACGGAUGUGAGUCGGGAGGUUUCAAGUGCCCAUGCGCACGAGGAUCCGCUGGAACAUGGAAAGCAGUGGGGGAUGAUCCAGAACCGAAAUGUCAAGCGGAGAACGGGGACACGUCCACUUCCGGCUCCGGCCCCGGCUCCUACUGCACCCAAGCCCUCGUCACAGUCGACGGUACCAGCCAAACGACCACUCCAGAGGGAUGCACCAGUGAAAACGGAAACCAAGAAACAAGAGGAACCAAAGCCACAACAGUCUUCGGCGACUACCGAUUCCCAGUCAUCCUCCAAACCCGCAGCGAAACCGGCGCCAGCCAAGCUCGAAAAGAGCAACCUCUUCAAUUCGUUUGCCAAGGCUAAGCCCAAGCAAAAGACGUCAACGGCCCCGGAAUCGGCGCAACCAAGCGGUGCAGAAGAUGGUCAGUUAGCCUCCGAUCGAUCUGGAUACAUUCACUCACAGCUUGCAGUGGUCCUGGAUGACGCCUCUGAGGAGGAGCCCGAGGAGCUCUUCCCAGACACAGGCGACAAGGCCGCGUCUUCAAACCGCGAGAGCAAGAAGGAGCGGGAAGACAAGUUGAAAAAGAUGAUGGAAGAUGACGAUGCCGAUGAUGAAGAAAUGCCUGAUGCUGAAGAAGAGCCGCCGCGAGAACCCACACCCGUGGAGCAGCCGCCGCCACCCAAACCUGCCGAGCUCAAGGAAGAAUCGACGGUGCAGGGAGGCCGGCGGAGAGGCAAGCGGCAAGUCAUGAAGAAGCGAACGGUCAAGGACGAAGAGGGUUAUCUUGUGACCAAGGAGGAGGCGUCGUGGGAAUCAUUCUCCGAAGAUGAGCCGGUGCCCAAGAAGAAGCCAGCUGUGAGUGCGCCCAAGGGCAAAGGAAACAAAGCAGGACAAGGGAAUAUCAUGUCAUUCUUUGGGAAAAAGUGA